AAAUAAUCUUAAAAUUAAAUUGAAGAGAAAAGAAAAAAUAGCGGUUUCUCUUCUGAGCAUUCCAGUUCUGCUUCUUCUGCUGCUCUGCUUCUUGAGGUAGUGGCAGAGAGGAUAUGAGCGGAGGUGAUUAUCUUGCAACUGCAGUGCAGCAUAGAUAUUUGGACAUAUACCUUUACAGUUGGUACUGGCUCUGAAAAAAAAAAGAAGAAAAAAGAAAAGCAAUUCUGUGGAGCUUUUGCUUUUGCAAGAUUCAGGUCAGGGAUUUCACAUUGCACAGCGUUUUAUAAUGGAUGAGUAUCUGGAUCACUUGUUUUCAUCCAUUUGUGGUGAGCCUAGCCAAACAAAUGGGAUGCUUUCAGAUUCAAUUGGAAUAUAUGAAGGUGACAAAAAAAACUCACCUGUUGGCAUGACUAAUUCAAACCUUAUGAUCGAGGGCUUGGUUACUCAAGAUACUUCAUCUAUUGUUCUUGGUGGAGAUUCUGAUCAUGGUCUUGGCAAGGGCUUACUUUUGGAAGAAGCUCCACGGCAGCAAGACCUUCAAAACACUGAAGGCAAUUCCUCCUUGAAUGGAGCAGUGAAUGGCCGCUCAGAAGUUGGAUAUGUGGGCCUGCAACUAAAUACUCCUACUUCAACCCCAUGCUCACUGGAUCUUGGCUCUCCCAAGCAGCUUUCGCUGAUUGGUGGCAUGUCUAGGUCAUCUCGUCCUUUCACUGAGCUGGAUCAUGUUGGGUGCAAUGGUAAUGAGCCAUCUGAUUUUCAGAGAUCAGUUGGAAAUUUUCAAGCAUUGCCUCCAAUUCCACAGUUGUGGUCUCAACCAUCUUACGGGGGUGGUUCCUCCUUGUCUCCUGUUAUGGGAGAAUACAAGAUGCAGGGCUUUGGUCUGCAAGGAGAAUAUGUGGAUAAUGAAAUGGAUAUCAUGAGGAACAGAUAUGUUGGGGAUGAAAUUCUGCAACUUGAUAACAUUUCUUCAGCAAUCCCCAUAAAGGGGAAAGAAGAGCAGCACACUCAUCCUUUCUCUCCUCCUGCGGUUGGGCCCCACAUGACAAUGACAGCAUCUGGAUUACAGUCUUUGCCACAGACUACGGUAGGUACUGCUUCUGGUGGCUGUAAUGGAACUGGAAAGCCGCGUGUAAGGGCUCGUCGAGGCCAGGCCACUGAUCCUCACAGUAUUGCUGAAAGGCUUCGGAGAGAGAAAAUUGCUGAAAGGAUGAAGAACCUGCAAGAACUUGUUCCCAAUUCCAAUAAGACGGACAAAGCAUCUAUGCUUGACGAAAUCAUUGAGUACGUCAAAUUUCUUCAGCUCCAGGUCAAGGUACUAAGCAUGAGUAGGCUGGGGGCAGCAGAGGCAGUUGUUCCUCUCAUCACAGAUGGCCAAGCUGAGGUGCUAUACCCUUCUCUUUCUGGCUCUAAGGGUCUGUCACUUUCACCCUCGGCUGGUCAAGCUGAAGAUAUUUGUCAAUCUCCUGAUCAAAUUGCCUUUGAGCAAGAAGUAGUGAAGUUGAUGGAGUCCAACGUGACCAUGGCCAUGCAAUAUCUUCAAAGCAAAGGUCUCUGCCUUAUGCCAAUUGCUCUUGCUACAGCCAUAUCCAGUGGAAAGGCGGCAUCAUCAGGUACUGGGUCCGAUGAGGGAAAGAACGGUUUGAUUGGUGGAUUCAUUCCCAAUAAUAACAGUAGCAGCAGUAGCAGCAACACCAGUAGCAACAGCUUACCUGGCAUUGGGACACAUCAUACAUCUUCUGAUGGCAAUGUUGUGAUUGGAAAACUCAGCAGAGAAGGCAUCACCACCAGUAGUUGCAAUGGGGCUAUUAACAAACAAGAAGAGUUGAAGAGCACCUCAUACACUGCAAGAGAACUGAAAGCCAAAACUUAAACUCUGGUUUGACCUUCAUUUGUGAUUCAAUUUCUCGUUUUUUGCCUUAGGCUGGUAGUUCCAGAAUUUAGGAUUAGUAAAUACUAAAUACUAUGUGAGUGGGUCUGUUUUUAACAGUAGUGGGAUUUGGUUGUGUUUUGUAUAGAUGUACAUAUAUACAUGCAUGCAUAUAUAUACAUUUAUAUGCGAGCAUGUGCCUAUUUGCAUAAGUAUAUAACAUUUCAUGAGCUCCAGUUUACGACAA
This is a messenger RNA of Vitis riparia (riverbank grape), 2114 nucleotides long. RefSeq lists its product as uncharacterized. Gene Ontology annotation, cellular component: nucleus. The transcript is spliced from 8 exons. Gene Ontology annotation, molecular function: protein dimerization activity; DNA-binding transcription factor activity, RNA polymerase II-specific; RNA polymerase II cis-regulatory region sequence-specific DNA binding. Bases 287 to 1870 code for a protein of 527 amino acids. Gene Ontology annotation, biological process: regulation of transcription by RNA polymerase II. The record is from RefSeq and is a predicted model, not a curated record. Lineage: Eukaryota; Viridiplantae; Streptophyta; Magnoliopsida; Vitales; Vitaceae.